Molecule: messenger RNA, 1782 nt
Organism: Paramecium pentaurelia
Lineage: Eukaryota; Ciliophora; Oligohymenophorea; Peniculida; Parameciidae
Source: the annotation of a GenBank genome assembly
AAUGGAAGAACUUAUAUGUCCAUAAUGUCAUAAUAUAUUCAAUGAAUUUGACAAUACUCCUCUAAUGCUUCCAGAUUGUGGCCAUACUAUCUGUCAACAAUGUAUCCAAUCAAUGUUAUCCAAUGCUGAUGGCUAAUAGAUCUCCUGUCCAGAAGACAAGUAUUAUUCUUUCCUAAAUUCUAGUAUAUUGGCUAAAGGCAAGACCAACAUCUUAGAAUUUCCUAAAAAUUGCUAGCUUUUGAAAAUGAUUUUAAAAUAGAGACCAUCUAUUGAAUAACCUGAAUAUUAGUUAAAUUUAAACAAUUUUGCAAAGGAACAAUUUGAAUUGUGUGGUGAACAUCUAGAAAAGUUAGAGAUUGUGUGUUUAACAGAUAAAAUUAGAAUUUGUACUAAAUGUGCAUUGUUUGGAAAUCAUAGACAUCAUGAAGUGAAAUCUGUUGAUGAUGUAGUUAGAGAAGUCACUCUUAAGGCUGAAAAUAUUAUGUAGACUUAUUAAAAAAUCUUGGAUAAAUAAUAAGAAAUGACUGAGUCUAAGUUUUAUGAACAUCUGUCAGAUAAAUUUUCAAUUAUGUUUUAAGAUAGUUAGAUGUCAGUUAAGGAGAAAUUUAAAGAAUUGCAUCAAUAAUUAGAGUAAAAGGAGAAUAAGUUAUUGGAACAAUUGAAUACUCUCACUUAAACUCUUGAAUAAUAGACUAAAAAAUAGAUCAAAGAUCAAAUUUAAUAGAGUUUAUAAUAAGCUGAAUUAUGGAAGAUUGGAGCUAAAGAUCGUUUAUUAUAUUUCUCUACUAAAACAGAUAAUGGUGAAUUACCUUUAGAUUUACUUUAUAACUAGGAAUUUAAAGGUAAUGCUAUAAUUGAAGAAAUGGAUAGAACCAUAAAAAUAUUAGAAUAGAAAAUUAAUAAUAUUAGAAUCAGAAAAAUUAGAGUUGAUUUUAAAAAAACAGAAAUAGAAAAGUGUUUUGAUACAAUGUGCUCAUUAACAUUAUAGUUAAAUCAUACUGAAAAUAAUCCUGUAGAAAAUAGUUUUACAAAAUUUGAUUAAGAAGAACCACUUCUAUUAAGAGAUAAUUCAGUAGCAGAUUGGACUGAUACUGAUGAAAGUUUGAUUACUUCAAUCACUUAAAAUUAAAGUCAUAUUUCAACAUAAUCAGUUAUAUAAGCAAAGAGUCCUUUAAGAACUUAAAAUCUAACUUAAUCUCAUCAUUCUAUCACUCCUCUCAAAAACAUUAAAUAAAAAAGUCCAAAUAAGGAAUAAUCAAAUAAUACUCUUUAACCUCCAGGUCCAAUAUCAAUAUUACGUUAAGGUAUAUCUCCAACACCAAAAUUGCAAGAACGUAGAAAGAAAACAUUUAAAAUGAAUGAAAAAUUUGAUUCUAUUUGGUAGGCUUUCAAAAAUGAUAAUUUAGAAAUUGUAGACUUUUCUAAUGCUGGUAUGUAUUUUAUUAUUAAAUAUUAUAAGAAUUAGGAGAUGAAGGAUGUUAGAUAAUUGCAGAUUAAUUGAAAAUUUGUAAAAAAGUAAAAUAAUUAAAAUUGGCAAGAAAUAAGAUUAGUGAUGAUGGUGCUACUGUGUUAUUAUAAGCUUUAGCUUAAAAUGGGAAUGUAGUUUCAUUACAUUUAUCUUCAAAUAUGAUUACUGAAAGAACUUUGGAUUAAAUCUUAUAAUUAAUUAAAUCAUCUUAACUACCUAAGAACAUUUAUUUAUCAUAAACAUUAAUAAAUGCUACAAAAUCUAAGAAAAAGGUUGAGGAACUUAAAAAGUUAGGAUAUAUUGUUAACAUUUGA